UCCCGCGCAAAUUGAAGGCUCCGGCCCUUAGAGAGCGGCCGCAGCCGGGUUGCGGGUGUUCUGUGCCGCCGGCCUCGGUUGCUCCGGCCACAGCCAAAGGAAACGUGUUGUCUGGAAUGGGCUUACGGGUUACGCCUGCACGUCUCCGCGAGAAAGGAGUAAAGUGAUGAAGUUGCUGCUGUUACUGUUACUUCUCGUGCCACAUGUGACCUUGAGAUAUGUACCAUAAGGCACUCGGUCAUUCUUACUAUGCUAAAGAGGAAAUACUUAUUCGAGGAUGUAUAUUAAUACCUGGCCUAGAAGAAACUUGUUUAUGUAAGUUUCAUGAACUGUUUAUUACGUCCGUUUUCCUCAGAGUGAAAGAAAACACUUUUUAGACAUUAUCUGCAGAGUAAGAGAGUGAUUGCUUUCUCAAACUGUGGCCUGAGGACCACCUGCAUCGAAUUAAAUUUAAAAUUGAGUCCCUAGCCUCACUCCAGAACUAGUGAAUCACAAGUCACUGGGAGUGGAGUUGAGAAUCUGCCAACUUCUGAAAUUGGAGAACUGCUGGACUACAGCAUUAGAGCUCCGUUAAUUUGGCACUAUGGGGAUACAAGGAUUGCUGCAAUUUAUCAAAGAAGCUUCUGAACCCAUCCAUGUGAGGAAGUAUAAAGGGCAGGUAGUAGCUGUGGAUACAUAUUGCUGGCUUCACAAAGGUGCUAUUGCUUGUGCUGAAAAACUAGCCAAAGGUGAACCUACUGAUAGGUAUGUAGGAUUUUGUAUGAAAUUUUUAAAUAUGUUACUAUCUCAUGGGAUCAAGCCUAUUCUCGUAUUUGAUGGCUGCACUUUACCUUCUAAAAAGGAAGUAGAAAAGUCCAGAAGAGAAAGACGACAAGCGAAUCUUCUUAAGGGAAAGCAGCUUCUUCGAGAGGGGAAAGUCUCAGAAGCCCGAGAAUGUUUUACCCGAUCUAUCAAUAUCACACAUGCGAUGGCCCACAAAGUAAUUAAAGCUGCUCGGUCUCAGGGAGUAGACUGCCUCGUGGCUCCAUAUGAAGCUGAUGCGCAGUUGGCCUAUCUCAACAAAGCUGGCAUUGUCCAAGCUAUAAUUACAGAGGACUCUGAUCUCCUUGCCUUCGGCUGUAAAAAGGUGAUUUUAAAAAUGGACCAGUUUGGAAAUGGACUAGAAAUUGACCAGGCUCGGCUAGGAAUGUGCAAACAGCUCGGGGAUGUGUUCACAGAGGAGAAGUUCCGAUACAUGUGCAUUCUUUCAGGUUGUGACUAUCUGCCAUCCCUGCGUGGAAUUGGAUUAGCAAAGGCAUGCAAAGUACUAAGACUAGCCAAUAAUCCCGAUAUUACAAAGAUUAUCAAGAAAAUUGGACAUUAUCUCAAGAUGAAUAUAACAGUACCGGAAGAUUACAUCCAAGGAUUUAUUCGAGCCAACAAUACCUUCCUUUAUCAGCUAGUUUUUGAUCCCAUCACAAGGAAACUAAUCCCUCUGAAUGCCUACGACGAUGACAUUGAUCGUGAAACACUAAGCUACGCUGGGCGGUAUGUUGAUGAUUGUGUAGCUCUUCAAAUAGCACUUGGAAAUAAAGAUAUAAAUACUUUUGAACAGAUCGAUGACUACAAUCCGGACACUGCCACGCCUGCCCAAUUAAGAAGUCAUAGUUGGAAUGACAAAACAUGUCAAAAGUCAUCUAAUGUUAAUAGCAUUUGGCAUAGGAAUUAUUGUCCUAGACUAGAGUUGGAUAUUGUUUCAGAUACUACACCAUUGAAGAAAAAUUCAAGUACUGUGGGAAUUGAACAAGUCAUUAGUACUAAAGGAUUAAAUCUUCCAAGGAAGCCAUCCAUUGUGAAAAGACCAAGAAGUGAAGAGCCGUCAGAAGAUGAUCUGUUGAGUCAGUAUUCUUUUUCGUUUACAAAGAAGACCAAGAAGAAUAGCUGUGAAGGUAAUAAAUCAUUAAGCUUUUCUGAAAUGUUCGUGCCUGACCUGGUAGAAGGAACUACCAACAAAAAAAGCUUAAGCACGCCACCGAGGACAAGAAAUAAAUUUGCAACAUUUUUGCAGAGAAAAAAUGAAGAAAGUGGUGCAGUUGUGGUUCCAGGAACCAGAAGCAGGUUUUUUUGCAGUUCUCUGGAUUCUGCUGACUGUGUAUUAGUCAGUAAAGUGAGCAGCCAGCCUCUAGGUGAAACUGCUGUCAAGGAUAAAGAGACCAGUCUGAAUGAAUCAGAUCAUCUAGGCCUAGAAGGCAAGAAACUGGUUGACACAAAUGUAGCACAUGACGCAAGUGAUCAGAUUCCAGAUACCGGAACAGUGUUUGUUGAUGAAGACUCUCAGUCUUUUAAGACCAGCAACUUCACAAGGACCAUUUCACCACCCACUUUAGGGACACUACAAAGUUGUUUUAGUUGGUCUGGAGGUCUUGGAGAGUUUUCAAGAACUCCAAGCCCCUCUGCAAGUGCAGCAUUGCAGCAGUUCCGAAGAAAAAGUGAUUCCCCCACCUCCCUUCCUGAGACUAGCAUGUCUGAUCUAUCUCAGCUGAAGAGUGAUGAGUCAGGGGAUGAAUCUUACCCCUUCCAUGAAGCGGGGUCUUCACAGUCCCAGGGAGGUGUAGAAUUAUCACUGCACAGCUUAAAUGCAUCGAAACUUUCUCAGUCUUCUAGUAAGGAUUCCGAUUCAGAGGGAUCUGAUUGCAAUAUUACAUCACCUGAUAAUCAAGGUAAUCAGGCCUCCAAGCUACAUUUAUCUCAUUUUUCGAGAAAAGAUCCAACUCUAAGGAACAAGGUUCCUGGGCUAUAUAAAUCUAGUUCUAUGGAUUCUCUUUCUACAACCAAGAUCAAACCUCUAGCACCUGCCAGAGUCAGUGGGCUGAGCAAGAAGCCAGCAGGCAUCCAGAAGAGAAAGCACCAUAAUGCUGAGAACAAGCCAGGAUUGCAGAUAAAGAUCAAUGAGCUCUGGAAAAAUUUUGGAUUUAAGAAAGACUCUGAGAAGCUUCCUUCUUGUAAGAAGCCCCUGUCUCCAGUCAAAGAUAACAUCCAACUCACUCCAGAAGCAGAAGAGGAUAUAUUUAACAAACCUGAAUGUGUGCGUGUUCAGAGAGCAAUAUUCCAAUAAACGCAGACGCUGAGAGGCCACUGUCCACGAGAGACUCUUAUCAAUUUGAAGUCCCUAUUUGGGAAUGAGGCAAUUACCGGCCUGAAAGAUUUGUUCUUAGAUCUAUACCAUUUUUAAAAUAGAAUGCAUUUUGUAUAUUAACU
Messenger RNA from Lemur catta (Ring-tailed lemur), 3237 nucleotides. RefSeq names its product exonuclease 1 (gene EXO1). Gene Ontology annotation, biological process: DNA recombination; mismatch repair. Gene Ontology annotation, molecular function: 5'-3' DNA exonuclease activity; metal ion binding; DNA binding. The coding region runs from base 584 to 3094 and encodes 836 amino acids. The record is from RefSeq and is a predicted model, not a curated record. Gene Ontology annotation, cellular component: nucleus. NCBI's taxonomy places the organism in Eukaryota, Metazoa, Chordata, Mammalia, Primates, Lemuridae. The transcript has 15 exons.